AGGCCAGCGCGCGUGUUUCGUGCCGCUCCCGAGGCUACCGCGCGCAAGGGAAGGAAACCCGGUGGCCGCCUAUAUAACUGGCCGCCGGUGACCAAGUCGCCAAAUCCAAUCAGCCCAUAGCAAGCGCACCCACCACCAAUCUCCCAGCCCAAAGCAAACACCACCUCGGUCUCUCUCGUCUCCUCGUUUGCCCAUGGCGACCCUCCACCAGAACGGCGGCGCCCGUGCCGCCGAGGACGUCAACGGCAACGGCAACGGGCACGCGGCGGCGCCGGCGGCGGAGUGGCAGUUCGCGCGGGCGGUGAAGGAUGGCGCGCUGGCGGCGGCGGGGGACCGGAUGAGCAUCCGCGCGGUGCGGUUCAAGAUCAGCGCCAGCGUGGACGCGCGCGACCCGCGGCCCGUGCUGCCGCUCGCUCACGGGGACCCCUCCACGUUCCCGGCGUUCCGCACGGCCGCCGAGGCCGAGGCCGCCGUCGCCGCCGCGCUCCGGACGGGCAAGCUCAACUGCUACCCCGCCGGCGUCGGCCUGCCCGACGCCCGCCGCGCUUUGGCGAAGCACCUGUCGAGUGAUCUUCCAUACGAGCUAUCAUCCGACGACAUCUUUCUCACGGCAGGAGGCACUCAGGCCAUCGAGGUUGUGAUCUCAGUCCUGGCCCAGCCGGGCACCAACAUAUUGCUUCCAAGACCGGGAUAUCCUAACUAUGAGGCGCGCGCGGCGUUGAACAACUUAGAAGUUCGCCAUUUUGAUCUGAUCCCUGAGAGAGGGUGGGAAAUAGAUAUCGACUCUUUGGAGUCUAUUGCUGACAAGAACACCACCGCAAUGGUCAUCAUAAACCCCAACAACCCUUGUGGGAGUGUGUACACCCGUGAACAUUUAGCCAAGGUUGCAGAGGUAGCAAGGAAGCUUGGAAUAUUAGUCAUUGCUGAUGAAGUAUAUGGCAAUCUGGUUUUCGGUGACUCCCCGUUUAUCCCAAUGGGUGUCUUUGGGCACAUUGCCCCUGUUUUGACCAUAGGAUCACUCUCAAAGAGAUGGAUAGUGCCUGGAUGGCGACUUGGCUGGGUUGCUGCAUGUGAUCCCAAGAAGAUUCUUCAAGAAACUAAGAUUCUUACGUCAAUCACAAACUUCCUUAAUGUUUCAACUGAUCCGGCAACUUUCAUUCAGGGAGCACUUCCACAAAUUCUUGAGAACACAAAGGAAGAAUUCUUCAAGAGGAUCAUUGGUUUGCUAGAGGAAACAUCAGAGAUAUGUUAUAGAGAAAUAAAGGACAUCAAGUGCAUCACCUGUCCUCACAAGCCAGAAGGUUCCAUGUUUGUGAUGGUGAAGCUGAAUUUAUAUCUUUUGGAGGGGAUCCAUGAUGACAUUGAUUUUUGCUGCAAGCUGGCAAAAGAAGAGUCAGUGAUUUUGUGCCCAGGGAGUGUUCUUGGAAUGGAAAACUGGGUUCGCAUAACGUUUGCCAUUGAUUCAUCUUCUCUUCUAGAUGGCCUUGAGAGGAUCAAAUCUUUUUGCCAAAGGCACAAGAAGAAGAAUCUGCUUAGUGGCUUUUAAGUGUACCUCAAUCAAAGUUGUUGCUCAGUUCCAGUGUUCCAUUGUACCGUCGAUAAAUGUGGAACUAUAAGUUUCCUAAUAAAGUGCUAAUGUUUCCACGUCACA
This is a messenger RNA of Setaria italica (foxtail millet), 1651 nucleotides long. RefSeq names its product nicotianamine aminotransferase A. NCBI's taxonomy places the organism in Eukaryota, Viridiplantae, Streptophyta, Magnoliopsida, Poales, Poaceae. The record is from RefSeq and is a predicted model, not a curated record. The transcript is spliced from 7 exons. Gene Ontology annotation, molecular function: pyridoxal phosphate binding; transaminase activity. Gene Ontology annotation, biological process: biosynthetic process; amino acid metabolic process. Bases 194 to 1546 code for a protein of 450 amino acids.